This is a messenger RNA of Nannospalax galili (Upper Galilee mountains blind mole rat), 2527 nucleotides long. RefSeq names its product paraspeckle component 1 (gene Pspc1). The record is from RefSeq and is a predicted model, not a curated record. Gene Ontology annotation, biological process: regulation of DNA-templated transcription. The transcript has 7 exons. Bases 213 to 1406 code for a protein of 397 amino acids. Gene Ontology annotation, cellular component: nucleus. Gene Ontology annotation, molecular function: RNA binding. Lineage: Eukaryota; Metazoa; Chordata; Mammalia; Rodentia; Spalacidae.
CUUUGGAGAGGCGGGGCUCCAGCCCGCGUCUCUUCCAACAGCAGUUUGAAGCAGCGCCAUUUUGAGCUUGCGGUCGUCGCGUCUGUGUGUUUGGAGGCAGGGCUGCGGCUCCGGUACCUGGCUCUUCUCGCUUCGUUUCCAUAGAUACAUGUGGAGACGUAUAUAUAUUUACGUCUAGGCCUGUAUCCAGCAUCCGAGGCAAACUCUCUAAGAUGAUGUUAAGAGGAAACCUGAAGCAAGUACGCAUCGAGAAAAACCCUGCCCGCCUUCGCGCCCUGGAGUCCGUGGCGGGCGAGGGUGAGCCAGGGACCGCGGCGGCCAUGGCGCUGACGCUGGCCGGGGAGCAGGCGCCGCCACCCGCGCCCUCGGAGGACCACCCUGACGAGGAGAUGGGCUUCACCAUCGAUAUCAAGAGCUUCCUCAAGCCGGGCGAGAAGACGUACACGCAGCGCUGCCGCCUGUUCGUGGGGAAUCUGCCCACCGACAUCACCGAGGAGGACUUCAAGAGGUUGUUCGAGCGCUACGGCGAGCCCAGCGAGGUCUUCAUCAACCGCGACCGAGGCUUCGGCUUCAUUCGCCUGGAAUCCAGAACACUGGCUGAAAUUGCAAAAGCAGAGCUGGAUGGCACCAUAUUGAAGAGCAGACCUCUCCGAAUUCGCUUUGCUACACAUGGAGCGGCCCUAACAGUCAAGAACCUUUCUCCAGUUGUUUCCAAUGAGCUUCUAGAGCAAGCAUUUUCCCAGUUUGGACCAGUAGAGAAAGCUGUUGUGGUUGUGGAUGAUCGAGGUAGAGCUACUGGAAAAGGUUUUGUAGAAUUUGCAGCAAAACCUCCUGCACGAAAGGCUCUAGAGAGAUGUGGUGACGGGGCAUUUUUGCUGACAACGACCCCUCGUCCAGUCAUUGUGGAGCCCAUGGAGCAGUUUGAUGAUGAAGAUGGCCUGCCAGAAAAGCUAAUGCAGAAAACUCAACAAUACCAUAAGGAAAGAGAACAACCACCACGUUUUGCUCAACCUGGGACAUUUGAAUUUGAGUAUGCAUCUCGAUGGAAGGCUCUUGAUGAAAUGGAAAAGCAGCAGCGUGAACAGGUUGAUAGAAACAUCAGAGAAGCCAAAGAGAAACUGGAGGCAGAGAUGGAAGCAGCUAGACAUGAACACCAGUUAAUGCUAAUGAGGCAAGAUCUAAUGAGACGUCAAGAAGAACUCAGACGAUUGGAAGAACUCAGAAACCAAGAGUUGCAAAAACGGAAACAAAUACAACUGAGACAUGAAGAGGAACAUCGUCGUCGUGAGGAAGAAAUGAUCCGACACAGAGAGCAGGAAGAAUUGAGGCGACAGCAGGAGGGCUUUAAACCAAACUAUAUGGAAAAUAUGCAACCCUCCCCAUGUGGAAUGAAACCUGUGUUUUAAGCUAAAGGACUUGAUAUGAUUUAUUCUCAGUUCAUCUUCUCCAUUCAAUAUACCUCUCCAUCUUGCUUACUAAACCUUCAGGUGGUUCCUCUGCCUCCCAGAUAGCUUUGCAGUUUCUUUUAUGAGUAUUUUAUCAUUUCUUUGUAUUUGUUUUAUUUUGUAAGUGUAUAUGUUUUGUGCCCGUGUCUUAUUUGUCACCAGUUUUCACAAUAUUCGUGCAGUGCUUGGCAUUAAGUACAGUCUGCCCUCUCCAUGAGUUCCAACUUGGUGGAUUCAAUCAGUCUUGGAUUGAAAACUCAAUUACACUGAAUAUGUAAAAGUUUUUUCUUGUUUUUCCCUAAGCAGUCCAUUAUACCUGGUUUAUGUUGCACUGUAUUGGAUUAUAACUGACUUAUGAUUUAAAAUACAUAAGAGAAUGUGGUGUAGGUUCUGUGCAGAUUCUGUGCCAUUUUAUUAACACUGCAUUUUGGUGUCUUAAGGGUUUACUAGAACUAAAUCCUAGGAAUCUAAGUGAUGGCUUUAUUUUUUUAACUGAUGAAAGAAAUUUCAGGAGAAAGAAAUGAUUUAAAGUUUUAAAGUGAGUUUUUUCUAAGACAAUCUUGAUGCAUACCUGUAAUCUGAUCUCUCAGAACACUAAAGCAAGGUAUCCUAAGUUCAAGAUCAGUGUGAGCUACGCUAUAUAAUGAAAGGAAUAGAUAAUUCAGUACCAAUAAAAGUGUGUGAAUGAGAGUCUUAGAUAGUAUUUUCAUUCAAUAAGUAUUUAUUGAACAUGUUUAUCUCAACUGGUUCCUGUAACAGUAAAGAAAAUAGAAUCUAUUCUUCCAUUUAAGGUUGAAGUCUAGUAUAUGUGGCCAGAGAAAUAUGGAAGGACGAAAAGAUCUUAAACAUCUACACCAUUGUACUAGAGUGUCAGACUAAGAAGAGCCAAUCAAAAAUAUGACUUCCCCAGUUUUGAAUAGAAUGUUAUGAAAGAAUAAGCACACUGAAGCGAAAGGGAGGAGAAAAUGGUUGAAUGGAUGAGCAUCAAGACAUCUUGCUCUGAGACUGGAAAAUGAAUUACCAGGUUGACAGUGUCGGAGAAGACAAAUUUUAACAAGUGAAAUAAAAAUUUUAAACUAAAA